Molecule: messenger RNA, 2553 nt
Organism: Carcharodon carcharias (great white shark)
Lineage: Eukaryota; Metazoa; Chordata; Chondrichthyes; Lamniformes; Lamnidae
Product: calnexin
Exons: 16
Coding region: 559-2283 (574 amino acids)
Biological process (GO): protein folding
Cellular component (GO): endoplasmic reticulum membrane; endoplasmic reticulum
Molecular function (GO): calcium ion binding
Source: RefSeq, a predicted model, not a curated record
AAGGGCCCUGGAUUACAGAAAACUCUUCUCACUUCCCUCCUGCUUUGAUGCCAACCCUUAUCUGCUCAUCAAAUUUGAUGAUGGAGUAGAAGAAUCCACAAUCGCUCUCCUCAAUUCCUGACAGUGAGUUUCUAUAAACAGAUUGCCUGCAGAAAAACCAGUGCCAAUUCAGGACUAAUCCAAUUGAAAGCCACAUUUACAAACAACUAAUUCUAACUGAGAAUAACUUUCCAGCUUUCUUUCUGGAAACAGCUAGUCUACUUUGUGAAGUUUAAAAACCUGUUGGAAACAACCAGCUCACUGCGAGAAGUUUAAAAACCAACUGAUACCGCUUUUACAGUAACAGUGAUAAUAUGAACAUCAGAACGAAAAGCAAUCCAUUCCCUGGCGAUCUUACAAAUCCUCAAUCAACAAGAGUUAAUGUUUAACCCAAUGUAUCUGACUUUGGACAGAAUCACUUAACAAUUACCAGGUUUAAACCUGGCUAGCUGGGUUUCCAGGGUCUGGAGGAGUCCAACAGCUAAAGGGAGUCAAGGACAGCUGGAUCCAGUAGAUACAAUGCAACUGCAGUUAAUUUCAUAUCUUGGGGUCUGUGGACUGACUCUGGUGUUUGCUGAAGGUGUUGCUGAUGAUUCAGAAUUUCAAGACGAUGCAGAGUCUUCUCAUCCAAACAGGAUUGUUUAUAAGGCACCAAAGCCUGUUGGUGAUGUCUACUUUGUGGCGUCCUUUGACACAGAUGGUCUUGAAGGAUGGGUAAAGUCCGAAGCAAAAAAAGAUGACUCUAAUGACACCAGAUAUGAUGGAAUAUGGGCUAUAGAAGAAUCUUAUAAUCAGAAAAUGCCAGGAAACAAAGGACUGGUGUUGAAGUCCCAAGCCAAACAUCAUGCCAUUGCUGCCUACUUUAAGAAACCCUUCCAUUUCAAAAACUUGCCUCUCAUUGUGCAGUACGAAGUACAUUUCCAGAAUGAAAUCCAGUGCGGAGGUGCAUAUCUGAAGCUUCUCUCUGUAGAUGAUCAGCUCGACCUGAGAAAAUUAUUUGACAAAACCCCCUACACUAUCAUGUUUGGACCAGACAAGUGCGGGCAGGACUAUAAAUUGCACUUCAUCUUCAGACAUAGGGAUCCAGUGACGGGUGCAUACAAGGAGAAGCACGCCAGGAAACCAGACAUAGACCUCCAGAGUUACUUCAUCGACAGAAUCCCUCACCUGUAUACACUGAUUGUGAGACCUGAUAACAGUUUUGAGUUGCUAAUAGAUGAAAACUCUGUGAGCAAAGGAAGUCUCCUACAAGACAUGACUCCUCCUGUCAAUCCUCCCAAAGAAAUCGAUGAUCCUAACCAUCAAAAACCUGAAGACUGGGAUGACAGACGUCAAAUACCUGAUCCAGAGUCAGUAAAGCCCCAUGACUGGGAUGAGGAUGCUCCUCGCUAUAUCCCAGAUUCCACAGUUAUGAAACCAGAUAACUGGCUGGAUGAGGAGCCAGAGUAUAUUCCAGAUCCUGAAUCAACAAAGCCUCCAGACUGGGAUAUUGAUAUGGAUGGUGAAUGGGAAAAACCAAAAAUCCCAAACCCUCUGUGUAUGACUGCAGGCUGUGGAACCUGGAAACCUCCCAUGAUACCUAACCCUGCCUACAAGGGCAAAUGGAAAGCGCCAAUGAUUGACAAUCCCAAAUACAUGGGAGUUUGGAAACCUCGAAAGAUUCCGAACCCAGACUAUUUUGAGGAUACAAAGCCAUUCCUCAUGACUCCGAUCGCUGCAGUCGGACUUGAGCUGUGGUCACUGACACCUGACAUAAUGUUUGACAAUUUUAUCAUAUCUUCUGAUGAGAGAGUUGUCAAGCAGUGGGUAAAAGACACAUGGGCACGAACAAAGGCAAUUUAUGAUGCAGAUGGACCUGGUUUGAUCCUGCAGCUGUUUUUGGCAGCAGACAAGCGCCCAUGGCUCUGGGGAGUCUACGUAGUCACUGUUGCUCUGCCAGUUAUCUUAUUCAUUAGCUUCUAUUGGCCAGACAAGCGAUUUGGGCCCCCAGAUGAUUAUUAUUACAAGAAGACGGAUGAUGUGCAGAUCAAUGAUGAAGAAAAACUAAUAACAGAAGCAGAGCCUCAGGAGUCAGAUCAACACGAUCAACAAGAUAAUGAAGAUAAAAGCAAAGAGAUGACCGCAGGAGGUGCGCUGAGAAAAGUGAAAGCAGAUUUGGAGACCUCUUCACAGACACAAGGGGGCAGUGAUCCAGGGCAGGUUACAGCUGAGGCUCUGCGAUAUCGUAAGACAAUACCAAAGUAAUGACCACCAGGAUUCAUGCUCUUCAAAAAGAUGAACUUUUACACAAAGCAUUCAGUUGUCAACCUAACCUAACAGAAAACCUUUGGACACAUAAAUGUUUGCUAGAAACAUAGGCCACGCAGCAGAUCCUGGAGGAAGAUGCUCUUUUUUUAAUAGAAAUGUGUUUUUUAUAUUGGUAUUUGUAAGUUUUCUAUAAAUAGUGGACAGAGGCAAUCUUUUCUUCCAUAUUAUUAGAACUUGUGAUGAAAUAAAACAUUUUUCUUGCCUUCA